GCCAUUUGUACGACUUCAUGUUAUUCGUAUUAUUGAAAGCAAUGUUAAUGGAAAAUAUUGAUUGAUUUCUUGGCAUCAUGUCAAGAAUGAUGCCGUUUAUCAACUAGAACAAAGUCAAAUGUGUAUCAUAUAGCCAGCCAAGGGAACAAUACAAUUUGACUACUUAAGGUAGAUGGCUGCUUAAGACAAGUUAAAAUUAGAACAGAAAAUAAAUUUUUGAAAUUAGCUGACUGGCUGGUUAAGACAGUGACUGCUUUAUACAUGUGGUGGCUAAAGCAAGUUCAACUAUACUUUAAAUACAACAAGAAAAAUAUCUUAAUAUGGCUGAAGACGAAAGAAUAAAUGACUUGGACCUUCCUUUGCAUUCAAAUAUUGAAGACGUACAAGUAGCUCAUUACAACAUUGAACUUAAAUGUGAUAUGAACAAUGAAGUGUUCAGUGGCAGAGUUAUUUUGAUACUUGCACAUGAAGAACUUGCUAAAACAAAGGGGCAAGUAUCACAGUUUUCUCUAACUCAGGGAAUAACAGAUUUAGAUGGGUUGGAGCAUAUUAAAACAACCAGAACUGGGAAAUGUAUGGAUGAAAUUAAUAAUGAAGAGAUGGAAGAUAUCGAUUAUGAGGAUGGUUCAGAAGUUGUAGGUAAUCAUCAAAUAAUGACUUCUCUUGACAGAGAAGAAACAAGAAGAGAUGAAACAAGACAUAGUGAACAGGGAUGCACAGAGUCUUUAAAUAUCUAUCAGAAAUACACAGAUACAGUAGUAACACAGCAGGAAAGUUCAUAUGAUUUGAAAAAGACAGUAAUAGAAACAUUAGAUAACCCGGCAAAUUUACAGAGAGUAGAUAUGAAGGUUGACGAACAAACAGUCAUAAAAAUUCAUAAUGUUGGACUAGAAAGUUCUGGAUCUCAGUUUGAAAAAACAUAUGAGGAUGACACUGAUCAAGACAUGCUCUUUAAGGCUUCAGAUACUGAACAUGGAACAAAAGUAUCAUGUGACCACAAUUACACAAAAGUUGAUCAUGAAAAUAAGCAGAUAGAUGAAACUGCUAUUCUAGGUAAAAGCUUAAUAUAUGGUAUGAAUGAACCAGUUAUGAAAGAUAUUCCUGAAAUACAUAAGGAUUUUGUAAUGGUUUUAGAUGCUUGGGAUUUAAUUGUUACUUCUGUACAAAUGAUCAGUUUUCAGAAUACUUGUUUUGUUCUUGAUAAUGAAUGCAACAUGGAUAAAACAAAACUGAAUGAAGUAGUUAAAACUUUUGCUAGACAUCCUCUUGAAUUCUGUUCAGAAAAGACUUGCCUUAAAUUUUGGAAGCCUGGAAUACAGACUGCUAAAGAGUUUCCUAGAUGUAUUGAAAUAUGUUACCAGACUCAACCAUGUGGACCUUCUUUAAAAUGGACCAAAGAUCAGGAUGGAAGGCCAUGUGUAUACACUCACGGACACUGGAUCAACAAUAGAUCACUCUUCCCAAGUCAGGAUGUUCCAGGGGCUCUGGCUACCUGGCAGGCAUAUAUCCAAGUGCCUGCGGGAAUGACUGUGUUGAUGAGUGGAGAUCAGGAUCCUGAAAUUAGACAUUCAUUACCAGGUACAAAUCAGGUAACAUUCAUCUACCACACAGGCAUGGAAGUGCCAAGUUCUACUCUUGCUUUAGCUGUUGGAUGUUGGGAGGAGGUGGAGGUGAUCUCACAUUCACGGUCUAGUCCAGAAAAUUCAUGUGAAUGGUUACCGUGCCGUCUUUUUACUCCCAGAUUUUAUAAGGAUAUUGCAAGUACUCUUCUAUGUUCCUACAUUCCAAGAUGUAUGGAGGCUGCAGUUUCACUUCUUGGCCCUCAUCCAUUCAAGCGCUUAGAUAUCCUGAUUGUACCUGCUAGCUUUGCUAGUCUCGGAAUGGCAAGCCCCAGCCUGAUGUUUUUGUCACAAUCAGUGCUUUCACAGGACGGACACAUGCUUGUUCGAGUAGCACAUGAGCUGAGUCAUUCUUGGUUUGGUCUUGCUAUUGGACCACGUGACUGGCAUGAGGAGUGGCUAAGUGAGGGAUUUUGUACAUACACUGAAUCUGUGAUACAUGGGAGGGUAACAGAGUUGACAGAGGAAGAGUUUAAGGAAGAAAGGGACAUUUAUGAUUAUCUCAAGUACCGUAUUCUUGAAGCAGAAGUACAAUCAACAGGGAAUGAUUUGCAAACAUUGAGGAAAGCAGGUGAUGAUAAAGGUGCGAAGUUUGUCAGCAAUGGUAUGAAUCCAGACAAAGGAUUUCUUCAGCUUCAUUAUUUGAAGGGAUAUUUCUUGCUGAGGCAUCUGGAAGAUACAGUCGGAUGCAGCAGCUUAUAUGGUUUUCUGAAAGACUUGGUCAAAACAUUUUUGCAUAAGCUCAUUGAUUCAGUGGAUGUUCUUGAACUGUUUUUCAACACAUUUCCUCAUAUAAGGUCAGCAUCUUUGUCAGAAAAUACAAUAUUCCAGGACUGGUUAAAUUCUCCAGGACUUCCCAAAAUUUCAGGAAAUGGUUGUCUUAAGCAUAACAGACUUGUGGAGGAAGUAACUAAAUUGAAAAAGAAGGUAUGCGACUGUAACCUUAUUUGGACAAGAUUGCACUGGAGAAAAAGAAGAAAGUUAGAUUUAGAUUCCAAGCUUCAGAUUCCGAAGUUGAAGCAAGUACAAAUUCUCCUGUUAUUGGACAGACUGCUAGAAGAGAAGAAGUUGCACCACAAUAUCCUCCAUUAUUUGAAUGAGAAAUUAUGGCUCUCAACUUCAAAUGCAGAUGUUAGACAUAAGUGGUGUGAACUAGUGAUCAAACACAAAUUUCAAGACAGUUACAAGGAUGUUGGACACUUCCUUGUCCACUGUCAGGCAAUGGGUGUAUAUUUGUUCGGCGAACUAAUGAUAUCACAAGAUAGAGAACAGCGACAACUAGCAGAAGAACAUUUCGUAGCAAUCUCAGACGAGAUGGAAGAAGGUGUCAGAAAAGUUGUUGAAACAAUGGUUUAUGGCAGCUGAAUAAAGAACACUUAACGAAAGAAGCAGUUUGAUACAUGAUAAGAUAUGAUAUGUAAUUCCCUUGAGUGAAAGUGUGAACUGCUUUUAAUAAUAGAUAUACGAGGUUGUAUUCCCGAGACAAGAUAUUUUGAAAGAGCAAAUAAGUUAAUGUUUUUUUGUUGUUUUUUUCAUAUAUAGCAUAAAAAGAUGUGUUCCUGAUUGAUGCCUGUCCAAAUAAGAGAAUACAGAGCACACAUUAAGUAUUUUUAGGUAUUUUAGAACGAAUUUUAAUUAAUAUGUAGAAAUUAAUAUGCUGUGGACUCGGCUAAAAAAAAGUUGUUCCAUCUAUUCCAGUUGAGGAUCUUAAUCUUUAAUCUGUUGUGAUUUAUAUAUAUGUAGGUGGGAAAUGAACGUCUAGUAGACAUUAUUCGAUGUAUUAGUCUAAUUUCUGAAACUACCUCAGUAUUCCAUUGUAUAUAUGUUUUGUAUCGAGAAUAGUGCUUUUAUAUUUAAGCGUCUUUGUUGUUUCGUUCAAAGUAUAUUACUGUGUCUUAAAAAUGUAUAUUUUUGUGGCCUGCAAAUGUAUAUUAUCGAGCCACCUGCCAAUAUUGAAUCGCUCUAUUUUUUGUACUGUCUCAUGAUAUUUAAACAGAAUAGGGAUUUUCUCAAAAUGCUAAAAAAAUACUUAUAGUGUAUAGUGU
Messenger RNA from Mercenaria mercenaria, 3664 nucleotides. Its product is annotated as aminopeptidase O-like. NCBI's taxonomy places the organism in Eukaryota, Metazoa, Mollusca, Bivalvia, Venerida, Veneridae. Gene Ontology annotation, biological process: proteolysis. The record is from RefSeq and is a predicted model, not a curated record. Gene Ontology annotation, cellular component: nucleolus. Gene Ontology annotation, molecular function: zinc ion binding; metalloaminopeptidase activity. The coding region runs from base 321 to 2984 and encodes 887 amino acids. The transcript has 16 exons.